GAUGAGAGGCAAACCCCUGGAGGAGAGCAGGAGAAAGGAGGAGAGAAGGGGGGAGAGAGCUUGUUCCUAUUCGUGUGUUUUUAUUCCGUGCACACUGGAGCCUCUCCUCUUUCGCAGCCUGCAGGCGGCAGGUGCGCUUUGACGGCAGCUCCUCUCACACCGGGCUGAAUUUGGACUCCGGAUGAAGCUGCGUGCCGGCCGCAGAGUCCACCUGGCUGCGAGGAUGAUGCAGCGAUAAAGCAGAGAGCCUCGUCUGCGCUGGAUCGCACCCCGCCGGCGGCGUCAGCUGUUGCUCCGUGAGUGAGGGUGGAAGCGCGUGGAGGAACACAGAGGCCGAACCAUGCCGGCACCGAUCCGCCGUCGGUAACGGUUUUCCAGCCCCGAGCAGAGCGGAUGCGCGGCGAACCUCCGAGUAUUUAGUAACCUUUGUGGAUGCCGGAGGAGCUGCGCCGAUGGAGAAGGUGACUCCGCCGCCCCAGCCGCAGCUCCAGCUGUCGAUAGCGAAGACCGAAAGUCCCGCGGAGGACAUCUCUGCGCUCACGGACGAGGAUCUCCUCAAAUGGACCAAGGAGGACCUAGUGCGACGGCUGAGACGCUCUGAGGCCGACAAGAUGAGCGUGAUUCUGGACCACGGCAAUCUCAUCCGAGAGGUCAACCGCAGCCUCCAGCUGCACCUGAACGAGAUCAGGGGGCUGAAGGAUAUCAACCAGAAGCUGCAAGAGGACAAUCGUGAACUGAGGGACUUGUGCUGCUUUUUAGACGACGACCGCCAGAAAGGAAAGCGUGUCUCCAGGGAGUGGCAGCGCCUCGGGCGUUAUAGCGCCAGCAUCAUGCGCAAAGAGGUGACCCUCUACCUCCAGAAGCUCAAGGAGCUGGAGCUCCGACAGGAGGAGGUGAUCCGGGAGAACUUGGAGCUGAAGGAGCUGUGCCUUCUGCUGGAUGAGGAGAAAGGAGGAAGUUGCAUGGGAGGUAAUUUGUCCGGAGGGAGUACAGGAAUGGGGGGGUGCCGCAAUUCCAUCGACAGCCAGAAUAGUUUGCUUCUGGUGCCAGGACAGGGGCUCCUGAUGAGAGACGUAGGGGACGGGAGCAGCACUUCAAGCGCCGGGAGUGCCGACAGCUCUGAUCAUCCUCACCACAAGCAGGCUCACCUUGCUGCAGGAGGGGCCGUCAGCAUUGGAGACAAAGGCAGCCCGGAGCUUGUGCACAAACCCAGGUGUAGCAGCAUCACUGGAGCUGGAGGAGACAGGGAGGGGUCCAGUCCUGUGCACCCAACUGGGCGCCAUCGCAGCACCAGCCUUGAGUACCCAUACACGCUGCCCCAGCUGUGCCGGCCCCGCUGCGGCUCCAUAUCGAUCCCUGACCACAGUCGAGUUAUGCGGGGCCUGAGCCCGGAAAAAUACGCAAGGAGCAUAGGGCAGCGCAGCCCGGAGCAGCAUCCCAAACACCACAGCUCUGACCUCCUUCUGGGUCAGAGGCAUUAUAUGGGCCAGGGAGGCAGCGGGGAGCUCUACCAGAGGCACCAGCGGAGCAGCAUCAGCAGCACCGGCUGUGGGAGCCCUGAGCCCCGGCAUGUGCAUUUAGGUACUGGGGAUCAUCAUGAAAAGGGCUGUGUAAUCCAGAGCGGGAGCCCCGAGCCGCACCGGCAUCAGUACAGUCUGAGCCCUGACCAGGUGAAGUUCGGCAGCCCCGUCAGAGAGGGGCAUAGGAGGGCGGCCGGAGAUGAGCUGUCGCCGCAUCAUCGCAGCAUCUACAAUGGCAUGAAUGACACGCUGCCGAGGCCGCCUCCAGGAUGACAUCAUGAAAUGGGCGGCCCCCACAAGGAGCGAAGGGCGGAGCCUCAGAGAUGGAGUCGUCUUACUUCCGGGUAGGAAAAGAGUGAGAAUUGAAACAUUGACGUAAGAUGGUUGAUUCUGGGAAGGAAAAAUUAUCUUAGUUUUUCUUAACCUGCAGGUGGUUUGCUGAGCGAUGCUGUAAGACAUCACCGGGGGCUCUGAAAUGGCACGGAUGGUGCGAGAUGGAGGAUGACGUGUGAGGAGAUUUGCGAAUCGGAGAGCUGGGGAAAAGCUGGAGUGGGCACAGCAGGCCUCGCUCUCAUUAGACGUAGCAGCAGUUUGGUUUCUGAGCGUGUCAGAGUGCCAGGGAGUGUUUGCUUGCAGUAGCUGAGAGGCCCAGUGGGCAGGAGCAGAUGCUGCAUCCUCGUGCUGAAACUCCCCCAACAGUGUGUUAUCAUCUGUGUGAGUAAAGCCUGCUCACACGCUCUGCUUUCCCCCUCAGCUUCUGAUGCUGAUGAACAGUUACAGGAGAUAUUUGUGCUUUAAAAGUUUCCAUUAAAACCUAGAAAUCAAAACGUAUACUUUUUUUCCCAAAACACUGAAAAUAUAUGUUUACAAAGACCGUGACUGAGCAGUGUGUUCCUCCUUAAAAAUAUGCAAUGAAAUAUUUAAGAAAAAUUUCCACCAAACAUGAAAUAUUCUCAAGGUAAAGCAAAUACUGCACAGUUUUACUACAUCAUCACAUUUUCCAUCUCUGCAGCAGAAGGCUAUCCACUGACCCGAUCCAAUAUAUGCCGGCUCCCAAACUGAGCCAAACUGGGAUUAUCCUCGCCACCAUGGAUGGAGGUGACGUCACUCUGACCCCAUUGGCUCCACAUCAAGCUUGACGAGAAUAUUUAGAAAAGUUCAGCACUGGAAUCAUGCAGACAUUAUCCUCUGCACUGGCUUCUUUAUUUUAAUAUUUUUCUUUUUUCAUUUAUUUUUGAAUGUGUUUCCAAAACAGUAGUAAAACUCUCAAAGUUGAGUCUUUACUCUAUUUGAAUCAAAUGUAAUUAUUAUGCUUUUAACCAUAGAGCACUAUUCACUUGAUAGAAAGUUCAUUCAUGAUUUUUAAUAUGCUGCAUUUUUCUGAGUGUCAUUCGUCCCUGGGUAAAGUCUCACAUGGCCCAAGAAUUUCCAGUAUAAUAAUAAUACUUAUUAU
Messenger RNA from Oryzias melastigma (Indian medaka), 2973 nucleotides. RefSeq names its product coiled-coil domain containing 85A, like (gene ccdc85al). Lineage: Eukaryota; Metazoa; Chordata; Actinopteri; Beloniformes; Adrianichthyidae. Bases 453 to 1793 code for a protein of 446 amino acids. The transcript is spliced from 3 exons. The record is from RefSeq and is a predicted model, not a curated record.